GGGAUCCAAGAUGGUGGAAGAGAGGGAAAGGAGGCCAGCCCCAAGGCCUUCUGGGAGAACCUCCCUCCCUCUCGAGGACCCCGCUUAGGCGAUUACAUGUACAGGAAGCACUGAAGCCACCAUGGAAAGCGACAGCCCAGAACGCUUAAAACCCAAGGACAAGGGACCUCAGAAAGCAGCCACUUCUUGGAAUGCUCCAGAAGCUGAGGGGGCAACAAGCACAUCAGACCCUUGCCCUCCUCCCGACGAUCCCGAUAGCCAAGAGGCUGUGGAAGGGACCCCUUCUUCCAAAUCGUCAGGCACCCAGGAGGAAACGGAAGCACUCUCUCCCCUGGAUGUCUUGAGGAUCUCUGCUGUUCUGGAAGACACCUUGGGUCAGCUGUCCAUCCUCAGCUUCAUCAUGCCCGCUCCACAUGAAUGUGAACCAGGGGACGCUAGGGGAAGCGGAGAAAUGGGGGUAGACAUUCCAAGCCGCCUAGUCACGGGAAACAAGCCAGAAACCCCAACAAACUCCUGGAGAGAAAGUGUUCCGGCAAUGUCAGCCAAAGGGCCAAAGUCGACCGUAUUCAGCCAGAAGGAUCAGGAGGCGAGUCAAGCUGACCCGACGGUUGACCACCUCAUCAACAGACCCACAAAGCAGACCAUAUUGACCAUGGAGACCCUCAAGAAAGUUCAAGCCGAUAGGCAGUUUGCAAGUGAUGUGAUCGCUGAGACCCUUCAGGAGCUGCAAGUUUCGGGCACGUUUACAAGUCUCGUGAGAGCUCUGGAGAGAGAAAAAGAGAAGAAAACCCAUUUCCAUGACAUUAUUGUCAGGGAGGAACAAGGAAGGAAACAGAUACGAUCACUUCAGAAAGAGCUACAAGACGUCAAAAAAGAACGAGAGAUAAAAGUCCAGAGUCAGAAAGAGCACAUCGCGUACCUCAAGGACCAGCUGCAGGAGAUGAAGGCCAAGACCAACAUGGAGAGCCGGUACGUGAAGAAGAGCACGGAGCUGCAGAUCACCCAGACCCGGAACAAAUGCGACAGGGCCGAAGAGAACCUGCUGGAUGAGAUUGAGAAACUGAAGGUCAGGACCGACGAGGAGACCCGUGUCCACGCGGAAAUCGAAAACUUCCUUAAAAAGGAGCUGGUGAAGCUGGAGGAGAAGCUGGAGUACUGGAUGGAGAAGUACGAUAAGGACACCGAAGCGAAACAGAACGAACUGAACAGUCUCAAAUCCGCCAAGGCCACGGACCUGACGAACCUGCAGGAAUUGGCCCGGCAGUUAGUGGAGUUUGAACAGGUCAUCAUCGAGGACCGGCUAGAAAAGGAGGCGGCCAGGAAUAAAAUUGAACAGGAUGCCCGGGAGCUGAAGAGCAUUAUUAAGCUCCAGGCCUGGUGGCGAGGCACAAUGGUGCGCCGAGAACUGGGGAAUUUUAAGCUGCCCAAGAAGGGGAAAGACAGCAGCAAGAACGGCAAAGGCAAGGGGAAGGGGGCCAGGGGCGGGGCCAAGAAGAAAAAGUGACGGCGGCGGCGUCUGGGGGAGCCGUGGGAACCCCUUCUUCACGUCCGCCCAGCUGCCUCUUCUUCCCCACGGUCCGCUCUGGGCAGGCAGCCCUCCGGCGUGACACCGCUGUUUAGAGAAGUUCCUUAAGUCGAUCGUCUGAAAGUUUACCCCUAAAAUAAGUUGAUUUUUCAAACAGGAAGUUUAGGACCAAAGUUCAGGUCCCGCCUUUACUCGGAA
Molecule: messenger RNA, 1723 nt
Organism: Ornithorhynchus anatinus (platypus)
Lineage: Eukaryota; Metazoa; Chordata; Mammalia; Monotremata; Ornithorhynchidae
Gene: IQCG
Product: IQ motif containing G
Exons: 11
Coding region: 122-1504 (460 amino acids)
Biological process (GO): sperm axoneme assembly; cilium organization
Cellular component (GO): cytoplasm; sperm flagellum
Molecular function (GO): protein binding
Source: RefSeq, a predicted model, not a curated record